CUCAACUCAUCUGCUGUCGUUGUCAUCGAAUCACAGUGUUUAUUUUUUGCAAAAAUCGGUAAUACGUAUGUUAUUCCAAAUGUAUGAGUUUAAACAAUUGAUUUGCUGAAAGAGACAAUCUUAAUGAUACAGAAAUGGCCACCGACAAUUCUGGCUAUUACGAUUGGAAUGCUACCCAAAAAAAUGUUGAUCCGGCUGGAGGUGCUUAUCGUUACGAUUUUGGCCAGCCAGAGUUUGGCACACAACCUCAGUUUGGCCAAUUCGAUUACGACAGUUCUCAAAAUGUAAAGAUUUCAUCUCAUCCUAGCUCUGCACAGAAUCAGGGUAUCUACUAUACGCCCCCUACAGCAUACGCUGGCAGCAUCUUAACUCCUGAAGCUUCAUCGCCAUUCACUGAAAGCAACGAGGAAAAUUAUGAAGACGAGCCUCCUUUGCUUGAAGAGCUUGGAAUAAAUUUUGAUCACAUUUGGCAAAAGACUAUUGCAGUUUUGAACCCAAUCAAAGAACCUAAUGCUUCAAUUUUGCAAGAAACCGAUUUGACAGGACCUUUAGUUUUUUGUUUAUGUUUUGGUGGAUUUCUGCUCCUUAGCGGAAAAGUUCAUUUUGGGUACAUCUAUGGUAUUGGUGUAGUGGGGUGCAUUUGUAUGUACGCAUUAUUAAAUUUAAUGAGUGAAAAUGGAGUAUCUGUUGGUUGCACCAUAAGUGUGUUGGGAUACUGUCUACUACCCAUGGUUGUUUUGUCAGGGCUGUCGGUAUUGUCAUUAAAAGGUACUAUAUGUACUGUCUUCACUAUUAUUGCGGUAUCCUGGUGUUCUUUGUCUGCUUCUAAAUUAUUUGUAACAGCCUUGGCAAUGGAUCAUCAGCAACCUUUAGUUGCAUAUCCUUGUGCAUUAUUAUAUGGGGUAUUUGCAUUGUUAACUAUAUUUUAAAGCUGUAUUUAAGGUUAUGUAAUCUCACCCUGUUAAUUAAAAUAUAUUUAUGAAAAAGUUGUUUGAGAGUUUGUUUAAACACGUUCUUAUUAGAAAUAUUUAUCUGCCAAAAUUGCUUUUGAUGCAGAG
This is a messenger RNA of Uloborus diversus, 1058 nucleotides long. RefSeq names its product protein YIPF5-like (gene Yip1d1). The transcript has a single exon. NCBI's taxonomy places the organism in Eukaryota, Metazoa, Arthropoda, Arachnida, Araneae, Uloboridae. Gene Ontology annotation, biological process: endoplasmic reticulum to Golgi vesicle-mediated transport; vesicle fusion with Golgi apparatus. The coding region runs from base 135 to 929 and encodes 264 amino acids. Gene Ontology annotation, cellular component: trans-Golgi network. The record is from RefSeq and is a predicted model, not a curated record.